UCACUAACCAGGCGGUCGAUCCACGUUUAGUUGCUGAUAGGGUAGAAGAAGAAACAGAUGUUGUGAUAAUUGGUGCUGGUCCUGCAGGCUUAUCAGCUGCCAUUCGCCUGAAGCAACUCGCAAAUCGCGAAGGAAAGGAGAUCAGGCCACGAGCUCUUAACGAACUUAUUCCUGACUGGAAAGACCGAAAUGCUCCUCUUAAUCAACCGGCACUUAAAGAUUCUUUGCGAUUAUUGACUGAGAAAAGUUCAUACCCUCUUCCUCAUUUAUCUCAGAUGUCUAACAAGGGCAAUUACAUAAUCAGCUUGAAUAAUUUUGUGAAAUGGUUGGGUAAACAAGCUGAAGACGCCGACGUUUUGUACAACGAUGACGGUAGUGUAUGUGGCAUCGCUACAAAUGACAUGGGCCUUGAUAAAAAUUUUAAACCAAAGGAUAAUUUCGAGCGUGGUAUGAAAUUCAAAGCCAAGGUUACUCUUUUUGCCGAGGGAUGUCAUGGGUCGCUUACCAAGACGUUGAUAAGAAAAUUCAAUCUUCGUGAAUGCCGACAACCUCAAACGUACGGGAUUGGUAUUAAAGAAGUAUGGGAGAUUGCUCCAGAAAAACGCAUACCUGGGUUGGUUUUCCAUUCACUGGGAUAUCCAUUGGAUUUCAAAACAUACGGGGGUGGCUUCAUGUACCACAUGGAAGAUAACAUUGUGCAAAUAGGGCUUGUAGUGGCUUUAGAUUAUAAAAAUCCAUAUCUAAACCCAUAUAAAGAAUUCCAGAAAUUUCUAGAAGGAGGUAAAUGCAUUGCAUAUGGUGCACGAGCACUUAAUGAAGGUGGAUAUCAGUCAAUCCCUAAACUGAUAUUCCCUGGCGGAGCUCUUAUUGGCUGCACUGCUGGAUUUAUGAACGUUCCUAAAAUCAAGGGAACGCACACUGCAAUGAAAUCUGGAAUGCUUGCCGCAGAGGCAGCAUAUGACGCUAUUACAUCUAACAAAUCCGAGUCUGGACCUAUAACCCUUACUGCUUAUGAAAAUUCUAUUGAAGAUUCAUGGGUGUAUAAAGAAUUAUACAAAAUUAGGAACAUUAGACCGUCAUUCAAUAGUCCAUUAGGAUUGUGGGGAUGUCUCUUAUAUUCUGGCUUCGACAUGAUGUUUUUAAAGGGCCGUAUCCCAUGGACAUUCAAACAUCAUUCGGAUUAUGCUUCUCUGAAGCCUGCCAAAGAAUGCAAACCGAUAGAAUAUCCUAAAUCAGACGGUAUGAUAUCGUUUGACCUUCUUGAAAGUGUUUCUCGAAGUGGAACAAAUCAUGCCGAAAAUCAACCAGUACAUUUAAGGGUAAGAGAUAUGAAUAUACCAGUUGAACGAAAUUUAAAAAUAUUCGGUGGUCCGGAAUCAAGAUUCUGUCCAGCUGGUGUUUAUGAAUUUGUCGAUGAUGAAACUAAUCCGGGUGAAAAGCGCCUGCAAAUUAAUUCGCAAAAUUGUGUGCAUUGUAAAACAUGUGACAUUAAAGACGUUUCUCAAAAUAUUGACUGGGUUACGCCUGAAGGUGGCGAUGGUCCAAAAUACACUCUUACCUAA
Messenger RNA from Racocetra fulgida, 1562 nucleotides. The record is from the annotation of a GenBank genome assembly. Lineage: Eukaryota; Fungi; Glomeromycota; Glomeromycetes; Diversisporales; Gigasporaceae.